UAUAUAUGAAUACAUCUUUUUGUAUAGCUAGUGGAAGAUUUAGACUAAACGUUUCCUUUCACGAUACCGAGAAUCUUUGAUUAAACAAAUAUAUUACGUGUUAAUUUUGGGUUAAUCAUAGCCCAUAAUUAUUCGCACCAAACGGACCAAAACAAAGAACAGAAUAAUCCCUCUUACCAAACACAUCUCUCCGCUUCUCUCUCUCUUACAUUCACGCGGAAUGUCCGGCAAAGACUCUGAACCAGAUCCCCCGGCGCCGACGCCGGAGUAUCAGCGUCUGCCGUCGCUUGACGAAAACGACGACGUCCCUUCAUACCUUGAAGCCUCCUCAAAACGACGACGCAUCAUCAUCACUGUAUUCCUGCUAAGCCUCGCUUCCGCCGUCGUCUACAUAUUCUGGCCGUCCGAUCCGAGAAUCCACAUCGAACGGCUGAGAAUAAGCCACGUGCGCAUCCGCCGCCGACCAGUACUCUCCGUCGACAUGUCCCUCCUCGUGACGCUUAAGGUGACCAACGCAGACGUGUACUCCUUCGGCUUCACCACCCUCCACGUGGCGGUAUCCUACAGGGGGAAGACGCUGGGUCACGUGAGGUCCGACGGAGGCCAGGUGACGGCGAUGGGUUCGACUUACGUGGAAGCGGAGACGGAGCUUAACGGCGUGGCGGUGUUCCCUGACGUCAUCCACCUGAUCCGCGACUUGGCUAAGGGCUCCAUCGAGUUUGACACCGUAACGGAGACGAGCGGAAAGCUCGGGAUCAUGUUCCUCCGUUUCCCUUUGAAGGCAAAAGUGGAAUGCGGCAUUUUGGUAAAUACGGUCAAUCAGACAAUUUCUCGCCAAAGUUGCAAACCCGUCUAAAAUCUUAACAAGAGGUUAUAUAAAUGUGAGAUGCUCCAAGCCACAUCACAUGGGGCAUGAAAGUCGGUCCAAGACCAUGCUUCUUGAGAAGCCAGCCUCCUCUGAU
Tarenaya hassleriana is the source of this 962-nucleotide messenger RNA. RefSeq lists its product as uncharacterized. The record is from RefSeq and is a predicted model, not a curated record. Lineage: Eukaryota; Viridiplantae; Streptophyta; Magnoliopsida; Brassicales; Cleomaceae. Bases 221 to 856 code for a protein of 211 amino acids. The transcript is spliced from 3 exons. Gene Ontology annotation, cellular component: plasma membrane.